AAGGUAUCUGUGUUGAGUUGGGAGUGUUUCGAUUUUCGAAGAAGGAAAAAUGUUGAUUCGGCGAUUGCCUUGGAUGGCGAUUUCUGUGGCCGCACCAGUUCCGUUCCAUUUCGGUGGUAACAGUGGAAUUUGCAUUCCCAUUCGAAAGCAACUUACCUUUUCCCUUCUAUCAUUCUGCUCCAGCUCCGGCGUCCAUCUUCCUCAACAAUCUGGACACGAAGUGGAUAAUCGUCGCUCGCAAUCUCUGAAACCUGGUCUUUAUCUAGUAGGAACACCAAUUGGAAACCUCGAAGAUAUCACCUUCAGGGCUAUCCGCGUGCUGAACUCAGCAGAUGUUAUACUCUCAGAGGACACGAGGCACUCUGGGAAGUUGCUUCAUCACUAUAAUAUCAAAACACCCCUUAUGAGUUAUCACAGAUUCAAUGAAUCACAAAGGGAACAGGUUGUGUUGAAGAGGUUGAAGCAGGGUGAGAUUGUGGCACUUAUAAGUGAUGCUGGAACGCCAGGCAUCAGUGAUCCUGGUAUGGAAUUGGCCAAAUUAUGUGUUAAUGAAAAUAUCCCUGUUGUUCCAAUCCCUGGGCCCUGUGCUUUGGUAUCAGCUCUUUCUGCCUCGGGUUUACCUACUGAUGAAUUUACAUUUGUUGGUUUCCUUCCAAAACAUUCGGGAUCAAGAAGAAAAAGACUCAUGGUUUCAGCGGAUCAAACAACAACACAAAUAUUUUAUGUUCCUCCUCACAAGCUCUCUCAGUUUCUAGAAGAGAGUAUUUCAAUUUUUGGUAAUGCAAGGCGAUGUGUUAUUGCUCGGGAAAUAACUAAGUUACAUGAAGAGUUUUGGCGUGGUACUCUUGGUGAAGCCAAGGAAGUAUUUUCGAUUCGUCAGCCAAAGGGAGAACUUACCAUAUUGAUUGAAGGGCAAGCAAAUUCUAAAGUUGAACCUCCAUCAGACGUUGAGCUUGAGAGUGAACUAAGAGAAUUGAUUGCAAGUGGCAAUAGUCUUUCCACGGCUGUCAAAUUGGUUGCCGGCAGAACAUCAGUGAGUAGAAAAACUAUAUAUUCACUUGCAUUAACAAAAUUUGGGAAGCAGCUUGAAGUGGAAGGUGGAAGGGCCGGCUUGGCUCAGCGGUAAGCUUGCUUGUCGUGGUGUGUCAGGUCGCGGGUCCGAAUCAGCCUCUCUGCAAAAAGCAGGGGAAAGACUGCCUAGAGUAUUCCCUUCCCCAGACACUCACGAAGUGGGUAUUUGAACUGGGUCGGCCCUUUUAUAGUUCUCAUAAAGCAUAGAGUAGUCUGUAAUUAACAAGAGAAGGCAUCGUUUAGUUGUCUCUGUUGCUUACUCCUUAAACUGGGAUUGCGAUGGGAUUCCAGCUGCAGGAAUGGUUUACCACUGCUGUGGAAGCACCGAUCAUAUUAAGAAUGACUGGGUUAGUGUACUGAGCGUCCACAUUGUUGCCUUGGCUCCCCAUUGUACGGGUCUUUAGAACACUCUCCAAUAGGACAACAUAAUUGAUUUUAAAUUGGCUACUCUGGGCAAGGUAGCUGGGAAUGGGCUGUCCGGUCGUUCUGGCGAGGAAAAGGAUACAGCUGAAUUCUUCAUUUGCUUUUCUAUCCAAUCUGCUUCUGCAACUUAAUAUGAUUGUGGUGAACCACUGUUUUAUUUAGCUGCCCAACUUGUCUUGAUUGCGUACAGAGUGCAUGGUUUUGGAUUCUGCUGAUGUAAAAUGUGAAUACAUAUAACCUAGUAAUUUAGUAAAUUCCUUUGGUCUGACAAUCGACAACCAUAUAGGAGAACUAUGCUACAUCUGUUAAUACCCGAGUCCCAUCAUUCUCAUGCAUGUCCCUUUGGUAUGUAAGCUUUGUUCUAGUUUUCGAUCAAGACAAGCGGAGCUGUCAGCUGAAGAUGGUGGUAUUUUUACAAAUCCCCACUUGCUAUCCCGUAUUUGGUACGAAUUGGGUUCCGUUAUUCGUUCUCCUCUUAAAAUAGUAUACCAACAGUAUGGCUGUGUAUAAACAUUUAGAAAUUCUAUUUUUUUUUUUUUUUUGAAGCCAUGACAUCAUUGUUUGUGUUGUAUUGUGCUAGAAUUUUUUAUUUUUGAAAAGAAAAAAGAAAAACAAGUUUACAUAUAA
This is a messenger RNA of Gastrolobium bilobum, 2121 nucleotides long. RefSeq lists its product as uncharacterized. Lineage: Eukaryota; Viridiplantae; Streptophyta; Magnoliopsida; Fabales; Fabaceae. The record is from RefSeq and is a predicted model, not a curated record. Gene Ontology annotation, molecular function: methyltransferase activity. The transcript has 10 exons. Bases 50 to 1126 code for a protein of 358 amino acids.